This is a messenger RNA of Colletotrichum karsti, 2040 nucleotides long. RefSeq lists its product as uncharacterized. Lineage: Eukaryota; Fungi; Ascomycota; Sordariomycetes; Glomerellales; Glomerellaceae. The record is from RefSeq and is a predicted model, not a curated record. The transcript has 6 exons. Gene Ontology annotation, molecular function: 5'-3' DNA helicase activity; ATP hydrolysis activity; RNA binding. Bases 1 to 2040 code for a protein of 679 amino acids.
AUGGCGCCAAGCUCAUCAGAACCCCUCUCGGUCCAAUCCUUCGCAAACACCCAGCUGUCUCUGCUCUCCGCGGAGCUCGCGGCCGAGAUCGCCGAGUCCUCGGCCCUGGUCGCCCUGCACUCCCCGACCGCCCUCCAGCGCGCGGGCCUCGCGCUCUCCAACCUCGUCGUCGGCGCCCGCCGGACCGGCCUCGGCGGCCGCACCGUCAUCGAGCUCAACCCCGACCCGGCCGUCUCCUCGGAGCUGCCCGAGCACGGGCUCCGGCCGGGGGACAUCGUGCUCGUCGCCGAGCAGCCCGCGGGCAACGCCAAGAAGAGGGAGGUCAAGGAGCUCGAGAGCAAGGGCGCGAGGGGCGUGGUCACGAGGGUGCGGAACGAGAGCGUCGGUGUCGCCGUCGACGAGGGCAAGGGGGAGGAGAGGGAGUUCAACGGGCGGGUGUGGAUUGUCAAGGUUGCGGAUGAUGUCACGUACCGCAGAAUGAACCAAACCAUGGAGAAGCUCGAGAAGAUGACCGAGGGCGAGUACACCGCCUUCAUGCGCGUGCUGUUCGGCCUCUCGAGCCCGACGCCUGUGCCGUCCGAUCUGGCAACCGAUCAGGACCUGUCCAAGAUCCAGUGGAUUGACCCGUCACUGAACGACUCUCAAAAAGACGCCAUCCGCUUCGCCCUGGCAUCUAGAGAAGUUGCUCUCAUUCACGGGCCGCCCGGUACUGGCAAGACGCACACCCUCAUCGAGCUCAUUCUCCAGAUGAUCAAGCUUGACCUGCGCAUUCUCGUUUGCGGACCAUCCAACAUCUCCGUCGACAACAUCGUCGAACGUCUCGCACCGCACAAGAUUCCCAUCCUUCGCCUGGGCCACCCAGCUCGUCUCCUGCCGAGCGUCGUCGCCCACUCGCUCGACGUGCUCACCCAGACCUCCGAAGCGGGCGCCAUUGUCAAAGACGUCCGCGCCGAGAUGGACGCCAAGCAGGCCUCGAUCAAGAAGACUCGCAACGGACGCGAGCGCCGCCAGAUCUAUGGCGAGCUGAAAGAGCUUCGGAAGGAGUACCGUGAGCGAGAGCGGCGGUGUGUCAGUGACCUCGUGCGUGAGAGCAAGGUCGUCCUCGCGACGCUCCACGGCGCGGGCGGUCACCAGCUCCGGGACCAGCAGUUCGACGUCGUCAUCAUCGACGAGGCCAGCCAGGCCCUCGAGGCACAGUGCUGGGUGCCCCUUUUGUCGGCAAAGAAGGCUGUCUGCGCGGGUGAUCAUCUGCAGUUGCCGCCGACCAUCAAGUCACUCAACUCCAAGGUGAAGAAGGCGCCGGCUGAGGGCGGCGAGAAGCAGAUCAAGGGGAUGACGUUGGAAACGACCUUGUUUGACAGACUGCUCGCCCUGCAUGGGUCAUCCAUCAAAAGGAUGCUUACCACGCAGUACCGCAUGCAUGAGAAGAUCAUGAGGUUCCCUUCGGACGAGCUCUAUGAGGGGAGACUCAUGGCCGCAGAGGCAGUCAAGGAACGUCUCCUGAAGGACCUCCCAUACGAGGUCGCGGACACGGAAGACACCAACGAGCCGCUCGUCUUCAUUGACACGCAAGGCGGCGAUUACCCGGAAAAGAGCGAAGAUGACGACAAAGAUGCCGUCAAGAAGGCCAAGUUCAGCCUCCACGGCGAGAGCAAAAGCAAUGAUAUGGAGGCAGCCCUUGUGCGGCAGCACGCGCAGAGCUUGGUUGACGCUGGGGUCAAGCCGGAGGACAUCGCCGUGGUCACCCCGUAUAACGCUCAGCUCGCGAUCCUCGCGCCCCUGAAAGAGCAGUUCCCGGGCAUCGAGCUAGGCAGCGUGGACGGCUUCCAGGGCCGCGAAAAGGAGGCCGUCAUAGUCAGCCUUGUACGGAGCAACACCGAAGGAGAAGUAGGGUUCCUAGGCGAGAAGCGCCGACUGAAUGUGGCGAUGACGCGACCCAAACGCUCACUGACGGUGAUCGGUGAUUCGGAGACAGUCAAGAGGCUUGGAUCUGCCGGCGCGGCGAACCACUGCACAGAUGUCGUCCUGAGACACUGCUGA